Messenger RNA from Oreochromis niloticus (Nile tilapia), 4065 nucleotides. RefSeq names its product melanophilin b (gene mlphb). The record is from RefSeq and is a predicted model, not a curated record. Bases 136 to 1974 code for a protein of 612 amino acids. The transcript is spliced from 16 exons. Gene Ontology annotation, cellular component: cortical actin cytoskeleton. NCBI's taxonomy places the organism in Eukaryota, Metazoa, Chordata, Actinopteri, Cichliformes, Cichlidae. Gene Ontology annotation, biological process: intracellular protein transport. Gene Ontology annotation, molecular function: actin binding; small GTPase binding; myosin binding.
GCUGUCUGCUACUUAGUUUUUGCCCUGCAGUCAGCCUGGUCUGCCUUUAGAGGAAACACUGCCUGCAGGCAACUAAACCACCACAAAGCCCCAAACCAGGGAGACUGCCAGUUUGCAGGCAUCAAGUUCACAAUCAUGCCUGGCAGCACUGCAGGCAAGAAGCUUGAUCUUUCCAAGCUCACAGAUGAGGAGGCUCAGCAUGUGUGGGAAGUUGUCCAGAGAGAUUUUGAUCUGAGGAAGAAGGAAGAAGACAGGCUUGGGGAUCUAAAGACCAAGGUUGAGAGGGAAGAUACCAAGAAAGAGUUGCUGGGGAACCAGACCAGCCUAACUGAGUCUCAUUGCAUUCGUUGUCUCCAGCCUUUUAAAUUCCUGCUUAACAACAAGCAGCAGUGCCUGGACUGCCAGCUCUACAUCUGCAAGUCCUGCAGCCGCUAUAACAAGAAGGAGGAUGGCUGGGUGUGUGACGCCUGUCACAUGACCAGAGUGCUCAAGAUCGGUACUUUGGAGUGGUACCAUGAGAACGUCCGUGCCCGUUUCAAGCGCUUUGGCAGUGCCAAGGUGAUGCGUUCCCUCUUCAGGAGGUUCGACGGAGAACGCAGCCGCUCUCAGAGUGACUUAGGAGAGCCUCAUGAGUAUGACACACAGAGCAUGCCUGAGGUCCACAGUGCAUAUGAGGAGCACAGUAUGGAUGCAACAGACUCACAACAACACCAAAGGAUGAAAAAGGUCAAAAGGAGGUUAAUUGUUGAUCCCAUUGAUUUCAAACUGGACGUUGACUACCUCAGCCAAUCAAGAGGACCAUCAAAUGAGGCCCCGGGUGAUCCUGACAUCAUGGUCAUGGAUGUAGGCGGGAGGGAGUCGAUGCUUGCUGAGGCAGAUAUGGCCACCGUGUUUCAUCAGAUCAUGGAUGAACAACAUAAAGAGCUGGACCUCGAAAUAACUCCACAACAAGAUGACCUGGUGUACUCAGAUAGCCGGACAAUCCCAUCCCGCUCCAUCUCCCGGCUCAGCUACUCCUCAUGUGGCAGCGGCAGCAUCGGAGGCCCUCGAUGCAGCAGCAGCAUCUACCUGCCUGGCCUUGAGGACUCAGAAGAAGAAGAAGAGGAUGAGCACUGCCAACCGUACCCGUUCUACCAGUCGCAUUCAGGCCUCUUCCGCCAAACAUCUCAGGACAGCCUGAGCUCAGCCAACCAUCCGCCACAGAUCACUGACAUUAACAGACGGAUGUCAGCCAUUGAGACUCUUCUGAACCGCUUAGAGCAGAAAGUCACCUCAACAUAUGACCAGACUUCUCCGACUCCCAGCAGCACCUCUCCUCUUCCUCAGUGGAACGAAGUGGACCUGGAAGAGCAGCAGCUAAGACAGAGGCUGCACGAGAUGACAGACAACAUCAGUGACCAUAGCCUGACCUCUGAUGAUGAGGACGAGCCUGAGAGGCCACAUUCCUCCCAAGAAAUCCUAGCAUGGAGGAGCCCACAGGCGGAUCCUAGGCCUUCCAAACUACCUAUCAGACCAACAUCCAGAGCCAGCAUCGUGGUCUCCAGGCUCGAGGAGGAGCAGCCUCAGCAGACAGAAUCUCUGAAGACUAAUGAUUCCUCUGAAAGCCUGGAGAGGAAGGGUCACCCCCUAGAGGAGGGAUCAAAGGCAAGCUUCAAAGGAUCAACUGCAUUACUGGUUGAGCUGGAAGACAAAGUAGCUCAAGCAGCAGCCAAUGUCCAGAAUGCCCAGAGUGAGGUGUCUGACAUUGAGAGCAGGAUUGCUGCCCUGAACGCUGCGGGUAUGUCCUCGGAUAAAAAAAGAAAGUCCGCAAUCCCGAUCCAAGCCAGAAGACUUUCCCACAACUUUCCCACAAACCAGGUGGACAGGUUUACCAGGAACUCCCUCUACAGGGGCUCACUGACACAGAGGAACCCAGUGGCAAAGGCCAAGACCAGGGCUGCCUGUGCGAAACCAGUAAUGACCCAGGGCUCAUGAGGAGGAGGCUGACUAUUAUGUGACUGAGAAGUCUUUCAGUUAUUACAUAAUGCUUUACGCACUGGAACUGAGCGGGAGUGUAUUAAACAGCCGGGUCUCAUGGCACAACAUGAACUAUUCACAAAAAUGCAUGUUUUUGUUCUUUGAAACAAAUGCAUUGAACUGACAUGUGACAACCAGCAAACAGAGAUCAGAGGUCAAACAGUUAUCUUUUCCUGACCAUAGUGCAGUAGUUUAUGUUGCCUAGACGUAACAAUGUAGUUUUGGAAAUUAACCCGAAUUAAAUCCCUUUGUGUACAUUUGAAUAUUAAUCUUAAAUAUGAGAUCAGACUGAUGAAAAAUUUUGUGUAUUCAAGCAUCUAAAGGAGGGGAAAUUCAUAUGCGGUUGCAUGGAAAUGUAUAAAAUUUGCGGAAUUUCCUGAGGAGCUUACAAAUUGACAUACGACCAUGUUGGUUUAAGUUUCCGAUAUAUAAAUUGCCAAAUUUGUCAACUGAGCAGUGGAACAGAGGGUAACUUCUUACAUUUAUCUUUAAAAGGUGUGUUUUUGAUGUUGCUGUUGUUUUACAGGGCUAAAUCUAUAAAGUAUGUUACACGUGACAUGCACUAACAUCUGCAUCUAAGGAUAAACAUAGAAUUUGUAUACAUUAACAUGCAAGUUAACACAUGCGUUUGCCUUAAUGCGCAAAAGCACUGAUUGUACUAAUCUGGAAUUUAUAACUGGUUAAUUCAUUGUUGUGGAUAAACAGAAAUAUGAAAUGCGUGCUUAAAAGGCAGUUUCAGCAAACAGAACCAAGCCAGUGAAAAGAGGUGCAAUCCCGAACUGUAAAUCAUUUUGAAUUAGUCUGAAAUUUUCACACACAAAAGAAACAUAUAGAUAAAUGUUUAUUUUUUAUAGGUUUUUUUUUAAGUUAUAUUAUUAAUAAUCUAUAGUGUGUUAGAAAGUUUAAUUGAUUGUAAAAUUAAACUGAUGUCACAGCGAGAAGAGCAGGUCUGAUGUGAUUGUUUUAUAAUAUAUGACAUUUAUGUAAGUUAAUGAAUAAAAUGUAUGCAGAAUAUAUAGAAGUACACACUGUAUGUAUUAUGGUGUAGGAAAAUAUUUUUAUAUUAGAUUAAUAAAUCAUGCGGAUUCAUUUUUAACUAAAUCUUUAAAAUCUAUAUUUUUAUGUAAUCUCAGCAUAUAUGGAAAAAUUAAUUAUAAGUGCAAUUAAAUAUGCAUCUUUUUGUCUUUGAGGAGUUAUAGUGAGUGAAAGAAGUCAAAACAUUGUACUGCUUGUCAGGUUUAAAGGUUUUUAUGAUAAGUUGGAAUUUCAAUCAUUCACUAAUUUUUCACUUAUUGUAAAAUUUUAGCUGGAGCAUCUUUGUUGACCAUAAUUUUUGGGCUCAAUAUUAUUGUGUAUUCAAUAACAUCUGAAACUAAACACAUCAAAAGAGUGUUUACUGAGAUAGAUAAAGAACCAUUGCUCACUUGCUUAUAGUGGACUAUACAGUUGGGUUUCUACUUGUAUCCAGAAGAGCUGCACCCUGCUGGCCUUUAGAAGGAAUAUAGGUUGAAGACACUUUGAUUUCACGUUUCAAACUUGGAAGCUAUGUCCAUCUUCUAUAUAAAGUCUGCAAGGACAGAUUACUCACCUAGCUUGGACUAGCUUAAUAUUGAUACUAUAUUCCAACUAAGCUAACUGAUCCCCAGUCCUACACACUGCCCUUUCAGUUGAAUUUAUCCAAACCUUUGAAUAUAGCAAUGUUUAUUUAUAGGGUAUAGCAGGAUGUGUCUUCGGAGAUGACAAAGAAUGUAUCACUGAUGUAAUGAUAAACUGGAUGUGCACUGUGUAAAUAAAUGCAGAUGCUUUUAUAAAGGGCUGGAGACUGAACAAUGUGAGGAGGUUCACAGCCUGUAGGCUUCACAGUCACAGAAUUGCUUUACUUUAUGUAUUACAGUUUAAGAUCGCUAUUUGUAGCCACUGCAGAGAGAAACUGACAGCACGUAUUGAUUUGACUUUUCUGAAUCACCAUAAAGAUUGUUUCAAGCCUGUGUUAAAUUAUCACUUUAAUUGAAAUUAUUUGCAUCACUGGUCUUAUUAAAUUAUUUACAA